AUCGAUGAAUUAAAAGACUCGUCUCAUGUAUAUCAUCAAAUAGAUCAUAUUCUCUGUUACCUACUUUAGGUUAUCAGAUGGCGCCACGCACACGAAUUAUCUGAAAUAUUUGAGCUCGUGAUUCUGAUUGUAGAUUGUAUAUGCCUGUGUAAAACCUUUUUCAUUAGGAUUUCCACGUUUUCCGAUUGUCAAGAAGCAUAUCAUCAUGCCACCAAAAAAGUCAAUGGAGGAAACUGAUCGGUUGACCCGUAUAGCUAUUGUAAAUCCUGAUAAAUGUAAACCCAAACGAUGCAGACAAGAGUGCAAAAGAUCUUGUCCAGUAGUGCGAAUGGGAAAACUUUGUAUAGAGGUUAAUCCAAACUAUAAAAUAGCCUCGAUCUCGGAGGAACUAUGUAUUGGAUGUGGCAUUUGUGUCAAGAAAUGUCCUUUUGAAGCGAUAUCUAUUAUUAAUCUUCCUAGUAAUUUAGAAAAGGAAACGACGCAUCGUUAUUCCAAGAAUUCGUUCAAGUUACAUAGACUUCCCAUUCCACGUCCCGGUGAAGUUUUAGGACUUGUAGGAACUAACGGGAUUGGUAAAUCGACUGCCCUUAAAAUAUUAGCUGGCAAACAAAAACCAAAUUUGGGAAGAUAUUCUGAUCCGCCGGAUUGGACGGAAAUUUUGAGUCAUUUCAGAGGUAGCGAGUUGCAAAAUUACUUUACUAAAAUUUUGGAAGACGAUUUAAAAGCACUUAUCAAACCUCAAUAUGUCGAUCAAAUCCCUAAAGCUGUAAAAGGUACUGUACAGCAACUUUUAGAUAAAAAAGAUGAAUGCAAGAAUCAGAUGGAGAUCUGUGAAAUGCUCGACUUACUGCAUAUACGCGAUCGUGGAAUCGAAGCGCUUUCAGGCGGUGAGCUUCAGCGAUUCGCUUGUGCGAUGGUAUGUAUCCAGAAUGGAGAUAUCUUCAUGUUCGACGAGCCUUCCUCAUAUUUAGAUGUCAAGCAGCGUCUGAAUGCUGCUGUGACUAUUAGAUCUCUCAUUCAUCCGGAUAAGUUUAUAAUAGUAGUAGAGCACGAUUUAUCGGUUUUGGACUAUUUGUGAUUUAUUUGCUGCCUAUAUGGAGUUCCUGGAGCAUAUGGCGUUGUUACUAUGCCUUUUUCCGUCAGAGAAGGGAUAAAUAUUUUCCUCGAUGGUUUUGUUCCCACGGAAAAUUUACGAUUCCGUGAAGAAUCUCUUGUAUUCAAAGUAGCAGAAAGUGCGACUGAGGAGGAAGUAAAACGCAUGAAUCAUUAUGAAUAUCCUGCGAUGACGAAGACAAUGGGGACGUUUAAGUUAAACGUCGAGAAAGGACAAUUUACCGAUUCGGAGAUACUCGUUUUAUUAGGAGAAAAUGGAACUGGUAAAACGACGUUUAUCAGAAUGCUGGCUGGCAACUUACCUCCGGAUGAUGGAUCGGAGAGUAUUCCUCAACUUCAUAUUAGUUAUAAACCACAAAAAAUAAGCCCUAAAUCCCAAGGCGUUGUCAGACAGCUGUUACAUGAGAAGGUUCGAGAUGCGUACGUGCAUCCUCAAUUUGUAACUGAUGUAAUGAAGCCUCUAAAGAUUGACGAUAUUAUGGAUCAAGAAGUGCAAAAUCUUUCUGGUGGAGAAUUACAGCGAGUUGCUCUAGCCCUUUGCCUGGGAAAGCCAGCUGAUGUUUAUCUGAUCGAUGAGCCGUCCGCUUAUUUGGAUUCCGAACAACGUUUAGUUGCUGCAAAAGUGAUCAAGAGAUUUAUAUUACAUGCGAAGAAAACGGGUUUUGUAGUGGAACACGAUUUUAUCAUGGCUACAUAUUUGGCUGAUCGUGUAAUAGUAUUUUCUGGUACACCGUCUUUAGCGACUACUGCUCAUAGUCCCCAAUCUUUGUUAAACGGUAUGAAUAGAUUUUUGGAACUAUUGGGUAUCACUUUCAGAAGAGAUCCCAAUAACUUUAGACCAAGAAUCAAUAAAAAUCAAUCGGUAAAGGACUUGGAGCAAAAAAGAGCUGGACAAUAUUUCUUUUUGGAAGAAUAAAAUAUACGUACUGCCAUUUGAAUGGCACAUAUAUGAAAUAUUAUUAAAAAAAUUUUUUAAUCUUUAUACUUUUUAAAUGCCGAAAAUAAGAAUGUACGAUAUAUGUCGUAGAAUAUUGAUUCUAUACCUUCUGUACGAUUAUUUGGACUAUUAUUUAAUGGAAAUAUUAUUUUUAUGAAGUAAGAUAAUUCUUUGUGCGAAUAAUAUAAAAUAUAUAAUUAUACGUGUAGUUGCAGGAUAAUCGAUUUAGCACAAGUACGUGAAAUGAAUCGUGUAAAAAUGAAAUUAAAAAUGUAUCGCGAAUA
Messenger RNA from Pogonomyrmex barbatus (red harvester ant), 2334 nucleotides. It is a transcript of the gene pix, whose product is annotated as ATP-binding cassette sub-family E member 1 pix. Gene Ontology annotation, molecular function: ATP binding; ATP hydrolysis activity. NCBI's taxonomy places the organism in Eukaryota, Metazoa, Arthropoda, Insecta, Hymenoptera, Formicidae. The record is from RefSeq and is a predicted model, not a curated record.